AUGAUCCAGAACUUUGACUUAGUUGAGGACGCGGGCCUGCCUCUGGCUGUCGUCAGGCCCGGCCUGUACGUCGCGCACGCGCCGGAGCAGACGGACAAGACGGUCGGUAUCACCGCGAUGUGCGCGUACGCCCACACGAUACGGCGGCCGUCGAUCGUCAUAGUGAUGGACAAGCGCGCCAACGCGGAGGGCGUCGCGCGGAAGGCCGGCGAGAUCCUGGCCGAGUUUCCGCUGCUUCGGCGGUCGAACCCGGUGUUCCUUUGGGGCUCGCGCGGCCCCUGGGAGCGCGAGGGCGUCGACACCCUCGACGCGGUCAGGAACGGGCGGCGACCGAUCGUGGUUCCUGGGUAG
This is a messenger RNA of Klebsormidium nitens, 351 nucleotides long. The record is from the annotation of a GenBank genome assembly. Lineage: Eukaryota; Viridiplantae; Streptophyta; Klebsormidiophyceae; Klebsormidiales; Klebsormidiaceae.